UCCCCAGGGGUCGAAAAUGAGACGACUUAUAGAUUUCCCACAGGUAUACUCUGUCACCACAAGUAUUCACUGUGUGUGCUGCUUCUGGAAGUCACGAUGCCACGACUGAAGAUGCCUUCACUGUCCUGAUAUGAGGCAGUAAUUACUUAUUCACGACACGCAGUGACUGCACGUAGGCAGUGGCUCAAGUCGCCGUGACACGGUCAAUCCAAACAACAGUCUUAAAUAUGUAUAUACCGAAUGCCUCCGUGGAUUCUUGCUCCCGCCCAUCAGCAGAGUACUUUCGAAAUUCGCCAUAGACAGCAGCAUUCAGAGGUCUUCAACAUGUCUGACAACUCUACGGUCGAACACCAAUGGAGCAGUUCUUGGGACGCAGAAUAUGAUGGGGUCGAUGAUCAUCAAGCUUUCCAUGAUGUGCCGGAGGACAACAGUGUAGCGGACGUUGACAGUGUAUCCGAAGAGGGCGACUACAACAACUCCGAGUACAGCUGGAACUCUGCCGCUUCCCAUGAUGCAUCCAUUCGUGAUGGAGGAGACGAUGUGUCAUCAUCUGUCGGGAGCUCGCGUGACGAAGUGGUCGAGACAGUCGACAAUCCCGAGAGCAAUCUUAGCUAUGAGCGAGUUUUGUCCUUGAACCGCCAUCCAGCUGAAAUCUCUGGACCGUCCGAGAAUCCUGAUUUACAGCUACUCAGCCUCCCGAUCGAAGUGAGACGACCGAUAUGGCAGUAUGCAAUGACAAAGCUAUGGGGUGAUGUCCGAGUUUCUUUCCUAAUGCUUGCCGGAGCAGAUGAAGAUUACAACCGCGGAUAUGGCCCACUCCGGAAAGGGCUCUCUGUGGGACUGGCAUUAGGAAGAAGAAACCCCGUGGCCCUCUUGUAUGUUUGUCGCAAGAUAUACCAGGAGGCGGUCCCACACCUGUACGGGGAAAAUCGGUUUGUGAGCUUCAAUGUGCGAGGCUUCCAACACUGUUUCGUCAACGACUCAGACUAUGGCAUAGGAGGAGCGAAUACCGCCAUGAUCAAGAAGGUCUCUUUCGGCGUCCCCGAGCCUGUCAAGCAGGACCCUGCAAACAACCUUCAGGGAUUUGUCGACUUCAUGAGCAACACACUCAUGGGAGUUGAGGAGGCCGAGCUCAGCAUCAAGUACGAGUCGUACUAUGUGGACCCACCAACCAGCGGUCAGCGUUCAUCCUGGUCUCAAGAACGACGAUCUCUGUUGCACACAGUUGCUUGCCUUGCGGAGUCACACCCUAAGUUGAAGAAAGCUAUCUGGUGUUCCUCAAGCGGCGGUUCUAUGCAGACAUUUUGGCAUGGAACAAAGAUGAUCGUGCGAUUCGCUGUCCAUAUGGUACCCGUGGGAAAGGAUUUGAUGUGCUCAAGCGUCGGCGAAGUACUAAACAUCAGCGGCAAAAACAUUCAGGGCAGGAGUGUAGUCUUGGACUGUGAGAAGCUACGCAAAACAUCGUGGGACGACCUUCUUGACAAAGUGCCAACAGAGUUUGAGCUUGUCGAAGAUGCAGAAAGCUUUGAAGUCACGGUGAUUUAGGAAUCUAAUGGUGAGGUUAAAUGAACGAGGUCAAGGCCUCCUGGAAGAAUGGCUGGUUGUGAAGCACUUGAUGCGCGGGUGUCGUCUCGCAGGC
This is a messenger RNA of Exophiala viscosa, 1639 nucleotides long. RefSeq lists its product as uncharacterized. The transcript has 3 exons. NCBI's taxonomy places the organism in Eukaryota, Fungi, Ascomycota, Eurotiomycetes, Chaetothyriales, Herpotrichiellaceae. The coding region runs from base 241 to 1545 and encodes 434 amino acids. The record is from RefSeq and is a predicted model, not a curated record.